CAGCUGUUUUGCCAUGCCAUCGUUUGCCGGCUAACAGUAAUAUUUCUAAAUUGCUCCCGUGUUGUUUGUUUUACUCCAAAAUGAAAAUUAAGACAUGUUUUUGGCUGUUUCUGAUCACUUAUUCCGUUGUAACGUGUGUACUGUUUCACUUAAUAUACCGCAUUUCGAAACUGGUUGUGGAUGAGGAAUUUCACCUCCGACAAGGAGAAAAUUACUGUCUUUGGAAAUUCGAUGUGUGGGAUCCAAAAAUCACUACUUUUCCAGGACUUUAUCUGAUUUCUGCAUUGCUACUCGGCCCGUUUAAAUUCUGCACAACCUACGCGCUACGAUUAACAUCGGUGCUUGCUUCAAUUGCCAACGUUUGUUUUAUAUUCGCAAUCCGGAGGAAAGUUACCGGGAACUAUGCCGAAUCAUAUGUUCUACUUGAGUCUGCUUCGUUAGCGCUAUUGCCUCCGUUGUAUUUCUUUUCGCACCUUUAUUAUACGGAUGUUUUAUCGGUGACGAUGGUAUUGGCUAUGAUUUAUUUUGCCAUGCAAGCCAAAAACAAUUGGGGAGCUUUGAUGGCUUCUCUUGCUGUAUUGAUGCGUCAAACUAACAUCGUCUGGGUCGGUUUUGUGUUGGGUUCACAGAUGAUUGACUUGGCUUUAAGGCUGACACUGUCCAAGAAAAAGAAUCGAUACCGCUUACCGGAUUUAUUCCAUGCAAUUACUGUUCUGAUUCGAUCGCCCAGCUUGGCAGUAGAGUUGCUACAAGAGUCAUGUGAACUCUUCUACGGCUACAUAUUGGUGAUUAUGGCGUUUAUUGACUUCCUAUAUUGGAACGGUUCUAUCGUCGUCGGGGACAAAACGGCCCAUGUAGCAGCAGCUCAUAUACCACAAGUGUUCUAUUUUUGUUUGUUUUUUGCAAUGUUCAGUUGUUCUCAACUACUAACAGCUUCCAGGCAACUAGUUCGGUUUGCCUUCAAACGAUGGUACAUUUCUGUAGGUUGCAUAGUCUUGUUUGCUUAUAUUAUCAAGCAAAACACAAUAGUUCAUCCCUAUCUAUUGGCUGACAAUCGCCAUUACACGUUCUAUGUGUGGAACCGUUUCUAUGGUCGCUGGUGGUUCGCUCGGUACUUACCUAUUCCGGUGUACUACCUCAUUGUGGUGCUUUUCGGAUUCAGUUUGUUUGGUGGACGAAAACCAACCGUGGGAUAUAGUGUGCUAUGGAUAGCAGCCACCCUCGCAUCGGUUGCACUUCAACAACUAAUCGAAGUGCGAUAUUUCUUUUUGCCAUUUUUGGUUCUUCGACUGAUGCAAACCAAUAUACGUCCAUCAAGCAAGACGUUCGUCUUAGAAUUAGCGAUAAACGUUAUAAUUAAUGCGGCUGCACUGUAUAUGUUUUGUACCAAAGAAUUCUACUGGAGUGAUUACCCACAGCCUCAACGAAUUAUAUGGUAGCAGCACAGUUGCUGGUUUAGAUCAUUGAUCGCUGAUACGAUGGUAUUCGAUUCGCAAACUUAGAUAUGAAACAAUCGGGUGUACGGUGGGCGCACCGUAGGCCAUAUAGCGAUAAAUUGAUCCUCAAUAAUGGUUAACGAUGAAAGAUAACGCCAUACCAAGCAGGAAAAAUAUCAACAUCCAAAGAAUCUGAUAUUUAAAGGUAUGUAAAAGGAGAUUGAUUAAAAAA
Sabethes cyaneus is the source of this 1668-nucleotide messenger RNA. RefSeq names its product putative Dol-P-Glc:Glc(2)Man(9)GlcNAc(2)-PP-Dol alpha-1,2-glucosyltransferase (gene Alg10). Gene Ontology annotation, molecular function: dolichyl pyrophosphate Glc2Man9GlcNAc2 alpha-1,2-glucosyltransferase activity. The transcript has 4 exons. Gene Ontology annotation, biological process: dolichol-linked oligosaccharide biosynthetic process; protein N-linked glycosylation. NCBI's taxonomy places the organism in Eukaryota, Metazoa, Arthropoda, Insecta, Diptera, Culicidae. Gene Ontology annotation, cellular component: endoplasmic reticulum. The record is from RefSeq and is a predicted model, not a curated record. Bases 81 to 1439 code for a protein of 452 amino acids.